This is a messenger RNA of Camelina sativa (false flax), 1790 nucleotides long. NCBI's taxonomy places the organism in Eukaryota, Viridiplantae, Streptophyta, Magnoliopsida, Brassicales, Brassicaceae. The record is from RefSeq and is a predicted model, not a curated record.
AAUCAGCUGUUGGGUAAGAGAAGUGCACGAAAUGUAACGAACCCAAAUCACAACAACAGUCAUCUUCAUUAGUGUGAGCUCAAACUUCAAUCUCUCUCUCACCUGAAAACCCUAAAGGCCUAAGCUUUCUUCAAUCUCCUUUCCAAUGGCGCGCAAAUCUUCCCUUCUCAAACGAGCAGCAAUCGCCGUCGUCUCCGUGAUCGCAAUCUAUGUAAUUCUCAACGCCUCCGUGAGCCGUUCCCUCCCUUCCUCAUCCGAUCUCCCUCGCCAGCUAAUCCGCGAAGAAGAUGAUGAUGANAUCGGAUCUUGGACCGGGUCAAGAAUGCGGCUCGCAACACUNGGUGUCAUCGAGCAGCACUCAAUCGCUCGCGGCGGAGUCAAGAAGCCCGCCGAUGACGUCACCGCGCUCAAGUAUCCGGGUCAUCAGCAUAUGCACGAGUGGUAUCUUUUCUCGGAUCUGAACCGACCCGAAGUCGAUCGAUCCGGGUCUCCGAUUGUCCGUGUCUUGGAUCCCGCCGACGCUGAUCUCUUCUACGUCCCGGUGUUCUCUUCCCUCAGCUUAAUUGUGAAUGCGGGUCGACCCGUUGAACCCGGAUCCGGUUACAGCGAUGAGAAGAUGCAGGAAGGGUUGAUGGAGUGGCUUGAGGGCCAAGAGUGGUGGAGGAGGAACGGUGGCCGAGAUCACGUGAUACCCGCCGGUGAUCCUAAUGCCUUGUAUCGGAUCUUGGACCGGGUCAAGAAUGCGGUUCUGCUCGUGGCGGAUUUCGGACGGCUGAGGCCUGAUCAAGGAUCGUUCGUCAAGGAUGUGGUGAUACCUUACUCUCAUAGGGUCAAUCUCUUCAAUGGGGAAAUUGGAGUUGAGGCUCGCAACACUUUGCUCUUCUUCAUGGGAAAUCGAUAUCGCAAAGAUGGUGGAAAAGUUCGUGAUUUGCUAUUCCAAGUUCUUGAAAAGGAAGGAGAUGUAACAAUAAAACAUGGAACUCAAUCCAGGGAAAACCGACGAGCUGCUACGAAAGGAAUGCAUACCUCGAAGUUCUGUCUAAAUCCUGCGGGUGACACCCCAUCCGCCUGCAGACUCUUUGACUCCAUUGUCAGUUUGUGUGUGCCCGUGAUUGUUAGCGAUGGUAUCGAGUUACCUUUUGAAGAUGUUAUAGAUUAUAGAAAGUUUUCGAUUUUUGUUGAGGCAAAUGCAGCUCUGCAGCCUGGAUUUUUGGUUCAUAUGCUGAGGAAGAUAAAAACCAAGAAGAUCUUGGAGUAUCAGAGAGAGAUGAGAUUGGUAACACGGUAUUUUGACUAUGAUAACCCAAAUGGAGCAGUGAAGGAAAUUUGGCGUCAAGUCUCGCAGAAGUUACCGCUCAUCAAGCUAAUGAGCAACCGUGACAGACGCCUCGUCCUAAGAAACUUAACCGAACCAAACUGCUCAUGUCUAUGCACAAACCAAACCGGUCUUAUCACUUCCAUUUAAACCAAUCUCUUUGUCAACUGAAAGAGACACUUUGGGUUGUGGAGGAGUUUGAACUCUCUCCAUCUCAACUGCUUGACCACCGAGACAUACACAAGCAUUAUUCGCCUCCCCUGGCUCAGCUUCUCCGGUAAGGAAGACAAGAGCAUACGCAUGGCAACAGAUUCAUAAGGAAGAAAUGUUUUUGAAAUCAUUCUUCUUCUGUAGAUUCCAUUAGUAUUCUUGUUCUUGAUAGUGAGUGGCACAUUUUAUACGGACCUAACUGCUAUUCUAUCUUACUCUGUUACUGUACAUGUCAUAAAAGCGAAAACAUAACACACUUGAUUUA